Molecule: messenger RNA, 1593 nt
Organism: Brassica oleracea var. oleracea
Lineage: Eukaryota; Viridiplantae; Streptophyta; Magnoliopsida; Brassicales; Brassicaceae
Product: cytochrome P450 78A5-like
Exons: 2
Coding region: 1-1593 (530 amino acids)
Molecular function (GO): heme binding; monooxygenase activity; iron ion binding
Source: RefSeq, a predicted model, not a curated record
AUGGCUAUUGAUACGAGUCUUUCGUUCGCUUCUCCAUUUCUAAGUAUCGACCUUUGUCUCAGCAUUCUCCUAUUCAGCUCCCUUUUCGUUUUCUGGUUAACUCCAGGUGGCUUUGCUUGGGCACUCUACAAAGCUCGUUCCCACACCAGACCAGAAUCCAAAACCCUACCCGCCAUUCCUGGCCCGUCUGGUCUCCCCAUCAUCGGCCUCCUCUUGGCCUUCGUUAACAACGCCUUGACACACAGAAUCCUCGCCAAUAUCGCUAACUCUUGCAAAGCAAAAGCUCUCAUGGCGUUCUCGGUCGGGUCUACCCGGUUUGUGAUAACUAGCGAACCGGGGACGGCCAAAGAGAUCUUAAACAGCUCGGCUUUCGCGGACCGGCCUGUGAAAGAGUCGGCUUACGAGCUGCUUUUUCAUAGAGCUAUGGGGUUUGCUCCCUUUGGUGAUUAUUGGAGAGAGCUGAGGAGAAUCUCUUCUACUCAUCUCUUUAGUCCUAAGAGGAUCUCCUCUUUCGGAGAGUCUCGUCGAAUAAUCGGGGAAAACAUGGUAGGAGAGAUCAAGAACGCAAUGGCAAGUUAUGGAGAGGUGCAUAUCAAAAGAAUCUUGCAUUUUGGAUCACUCAACAAUGUUAUGUCUAGCGUUUUCGGCAAAACAUAUGACUUCAACGAUGGUAGUAUCGUUAACUCGAAGUUGGAGCAUUUGGUGUCCGAAGGCUAUGAGCUUCUUGGAAUAUUCAACUGGAGUGAUCAUUUCCCGGGAAUGAGGUGGUUAGAUUUACAAGGCGUAAGGAGAAGAUGCCGUAGCUUGGUUGGUAAGGUGAAUGUGUUUGUCGGAAAUAUUAUCGAGGAGCACAAAUCAAAGAGGUCUCUUCGUGAUAAUAAAGAAGAAGAGGGCACUAAUGAUGAUGACUUUGUUGAUGUCUUGCUUGGUAUGCAAGGCAACAUCAAACUUUCAGACUCUGACAUGAUUGCCGUCCUUUGGGAAAUGAUUUUUAGGGGAACAGACACCGUGGCGAUUCUAUUGGAAUGGAUCCUUGCGAGGAUGAUUCUUCACCCUGACAUUCAAGCCAAGGCGCAGGCCGAGAUCGAUGCCAUCGAGGGUGAAAUGGGACGCCAAGUCUCAGACUCAGACCUCUCCAAGCUUCCAUACAUUCGUGCCAUCGUCAAGGAAACCCUAAGGAUGCACCCACCUGGUCCUCUCCUCUCAUGGGCUCGUCUCUCUAUUCACGACACUCAAAUUGGGACCCACUUUAUCCCCGCUGGGACCACUGCCAUGGUUAACAUGUGGGCGAUAACCCAUGAUGAAAAGGUCUGGCCGGAGGCUCACGAGUAUAAGCCAGAGAGGUUUCUUGGUUCACAAGAAAGUGAUAACUUUCCCAUUAUGGGAUCUGAUUUGAGGCUUGCUCCCUUUGGUGCUGGACGUAGGGUCUGUCCUGGUAAGUCUAUGGGUAUAGCUACUGUGGAGUUAUGGCUGGCUCAGUUGCUAGGUAGCUUCAAGUGGGUUCCCUGUGGUGAAGUAGAUUUGAGCGAGACUUUGAAGCUCUCACUGGAGAUGAAGAACUCUCUUGUUUGUAAGGCAAUUCCUAGGGUUUAA